Molecule: messenger RNA, 5607 nt
Organism: Tachysurus fulvidraco (yellow catfish)
Lineage: Eukaryota; Metazoa; Chordata; Actinopteri; Siluriformes; Bagridae
Gene: col28a2b
Product: collagen, type XXVIII, alpha 2b
Exons: 36
Coding region: 246-4148 (1300 amino acids)
Molecular function (GO): serine-type endopeptidase inhibitor activity
Source: RefSeq, a predicted model, not a curated record
AAAACGCCUCAGGUUGGCAACAGAUGUGCAUACACUCUCUCGCUCACACACACACACACACACAAACACACACAGACUCUUUCUCUCCGCCUCGAACGCCUCACACUCGUGCUCUGAGGUUCGGUUCCUCUCUGUGCCACAGCGGGAUAUUUUAUAGUGUCAAUGUUUUUUUUUUUAAUAGUGUCUGAUUGUGGGAUAGUUUCGGAUAGGUCGGUUUGGUGCUGAAACUCGUCACAGCAGGUACAAUGCAGCUGCAUGUGAGUUGGCUGUUGUUGCUGCUCGGGCUGCACUUUGUUUGGUCUCAACAAGAAGAUUAUGAGGAAGACUACGAGGAAGAAGAAACAGAAGAGAGAAACAUCAGGAGAAAAGUCAAAAGCAAACUGCUCACAUCUAACUUCACACCAAAGAACAACGCUCAGUUGCUCAUGAACGAGGACUGCAGUAUUGAGUUGGCAUUUCUUCUGGACAGCUCUGAAAGUGCCAAAGACAACCAUGGCCAGGAGAAGCACUUUGUCACCGAAGUGGUUGAGCGCAUGCAGGACACGCACCUCCAGAACGGCCGCAGCCUGAGUUUUAGAUCUGCGCUGCUUCAGUACAGCAGCCAUGUGAUACCUGAGCAGACCUUCAGCCAGUGGAGGGGCGUGGCCAACUUCAAAGCCAACAUUGCACCUAUUUCCUACAUUGGACAAGGCACAUACGUGACGUACGCCAUCACAAACCUCACGCGCCUCUACCUAAAUGAAUCAGGAACUGGAAGUGUCAAAGUGGCUUUGCUGCUCUACGAUGGAGAGUCACAUCCAAAAAAUCCAGAUUUGUUUUCUGCCGUAGCUGACGCCAAGAACCAAGGGGUUCGUUUCUUUGCCAUCGGAGUCACACCUGCUGCCAGAGAAAUAUCUAAAAUGGCUAAGCUCAGGAUGCUGGCUAGUUCUCCAUCAACACGAUACUUACACAACCUGCAGGAUAAAGACAUUGUCAAGAAGAUCAUAAAAGAACUGACGGCGCUGGCAGAUGAGGCGUGUCCAUUGGAGAAGAGAUGUGUGUGUGAGAAAGGAGAGAGAGGACCAAGUGGGCCGGCUGGGAAAAGAGGACGGCCAGGAGAUGAUGGAAGUCCAGGGCCAAAAGGGCACAAGGGUGACAGCGGAUAUCAAGGGCUCCCAGGGCAUCCUGGCUCUGAGGGCAAACCGGGAAGUAAAGGAGACAAGGGAGACAGAGGUGAAUGCGGUGUGCCUGGUGUUAAAGGAGACAGAGGUCCCGAGGGUCCGGUGGGCAUCAGUGGAAACAGAGGAGUGCAGGGUUUGCCUGGACCUAACGGUGACCCUGGACCCCAAGGACCACCCGGACACAAAGGGGAGAGGGGCUUUCCUGGACCACCCGGUCUUAUGGGUGAAACUGGAAUAGGUAUUGCUGGACCAAAGGGUGAGAUGGGACUUCAGGGCAGAGCUGGACCUCCCGGACCACAAGGACUUGGAGAACCUGGCCUACCAGGGCCUCAGGGGCCACAAGGAGUGCAGGGAGAUAAAGGACCUCCAGGAGAGGGAUUUCCUGGGCCUAAGGGAGAGAGAGGAACAGAGGGUCCGAGGGGACCGAGAGGACAAGCUGGACCUGGAAUUAAAGGAAACAAGGGCGAUUACGGAUCUCCUGGGUUACCUGGACCGACCGGGCUUCCUGGAUUAGGUGUACAAGGAGAAAAGGGAGCUGAGGGACCACGUGGACCCCCAGGAUUCAGAGGCCCACCAGGAGAAGGUCUUCCAGGACAAAAGGGUGAUCAGGGAUUACCAGGAGAAGUCGGAGUACCAGGACUGAGCGGAGUGGGAGAACCAGGACCAAAGGGUGAACCGGGAGCUCCGGGGCUGUCAGGGUUACCUGGGUUACCUGGAGAGGACGGCGCUCCUGGACAAAAGGGGGAGCCUGGUGUUCCAGGUUCGAGAGGGCAAGAGGGAGCAGCAGGUGUAGGGACACAAGGAGAAAAGGGAGAUCAGGGCCAAAGAGGAGUCCGUGGAUUAGGAGGACCUCCAGGAAUCACUGGACCAUCAGGACCAAAGGGUGAACCUGGAGCACCAGGACGUCUCGGCUUACCAGGACCUUCGGGACGUACGGUAACUGGAGCAAAGGGUGACGCAGGUCCACCAGGUCCUCCAGGGCCACUUGGGGAAACAGGAUAUGGACUUCCUGGACCAAAGGGCGAUCGUGGAGAAGCAGGCCUUCCUGGUCCAUUUGGGCCAAAAGGAGAUGGCUACCCUGGUCAACCGGGUCCUCCUGGGAUUCCCGGGGUUCCUGGAGAGCCUGGUCCAGAGGGCUUGGGUCUGCCAGGACCAAAGGGUGAUAUUGGGUUUAGAGGUUUGCCAGGGCCACCAGGACCACCAGGAGAGGGACUGCAAGGACCACCAGGUAACACAGGAAGACCGGGACCACUUGGUCCACCAGGACCUCCAGGGCUGGGGAUACAAGGGCCGAAGGGUGAGUUAGGAGCUCAGGGUUUGGUCGGACCAAGAGGACCACCUGGAGAGGGUCUUCCAGGGUCAAAGGGUGAUCGUGGUGCUCAAGGGGAUCGAGGCCAAAAAGGGGUCAAAGGUGACAAUGGGGAUCCUGGACCAUCAGGCCAACCUGGUCGACACGGAGUGAAAGGAGAGUCAGGUCUGACGAGAGAAGACGUUAUCAGAAUGAUACGAGAAAUAUGCGGAUGUGGGAUUAAAUGCAAGGAGCGUCCAAUGGAGCUGGUGUUUGUGAUUGACAGCUCAGAGAGUGUUGGCCCUGAGAACUUUGAGAUCGUUAAGGACUUUGUGACUGCUCUGGUAGAGCGAGUGGGUAACGGUGCCACACGAGUUGGCCUUGUGCUCUACAGCCUAGAGGUUCGACUGGAGUUUGAUCUCGCAAGAUACGCCACGAAGCAUGACAUCAAACAUGCCAUACGUACGAUGACAUACAUGGGCGAGGGUACAUACACAGGCACAGCUAUCCGCAAAGCCACCCGUGAAGCCUUCCGCAACGCUCGUUCCGGGGUCGCCAAGGUGAUUGUUGUCAUCACAGAUGGACAGUCAGAUGAGCGUGAAUCUGUUAAGCUGGAAAUCGCAGUGCGGGAGGCACACGCUGCCAACAUUGAGAUGUUCGCUCUGGGCAUAGUGAAUGCCAGUGAUCCAGCACAAGCUGAGUUUCUCAGGGAGCUUGAUCUCAUCGCCUCAGACCCUGAUAGUGAACAUGUCUUUCAGAUAGAUGACUUUAAUACCCUACCAGCUCUGGAAUCCAAACUGGUCAGUCAAUUCUGUGAGGCUGAGAACGGCGACAUCUUCAACCGCAUUAACGGCAAUGGAUACAAUAACUAUCACAACCGCAACAAUGGCGUCCUGUAUGAGUUUGAUAACAAUGGAAACCGCAUCAACAAUGGUGGAUAUGUUAACGGAAACAAUGUAGACCCAACACACGUCAGGACACACUCUGGAACACACACUGGUACUCACAGUGGGACACACACUGGUACUCAUAGUGGGACACACACUGGUACUCACAGUGGGACACACACUGGAACUCACAGUGGGACACACACUGGAACUCACAGUGGGACACACACUGGAACUCACAGUGGGACACACACUGGAACUCACAGUGGGACACACACUGGAACUCACAGUGGGACACACACUGGUACUCAUAGUGGGACACACACCAGAACUGAAAGUUGGGGACACAACGGUACCCACAAUGAGACCCACACUGGAACUCACAGUGGGACACACACUGUCUCAGUCAGUCAUGGAGGUGGAAGAGGCGAUAGUCUCCCAGUACCUGUCACUCCAGGGGUUCCACACACUGUAGAUAUACAUACAGAUGGCAACUCAGAGCACAGCAACAGGGGAGAUGUUCCAUCCCACAACAGACCAUCUACACAUGGCAGACCUUCAUCAUCAACUUCGGUGCAUUACAUUCCUGCCCCACGACCUCCAUUACCUAAAGAAAUCGUGCCCCUGGAUCCACUCUGUGAACUGGUCCUGGAUCAGGGUUCGUGUCGUGACUAUAGCAUACGCUGGUACUACGACCGCACCGCUAACGCGUGUGCUCAGUUCUGGUAUGGAGGUUGUCACGGCAACCGCAACCGCUUUGAUACUGAGGACGAGUGUAAGAAGACCUGUGUGGUGCCAAGAAUAGGAGGAUGAAGAACAUCGAGGAUCCUGAAGAUAUGACUGUUAUAAGAUUUGUAAUACCUCAUCAGUCAAUCUCGCUGAGAGAUGUGCAUGUAAAUGGUUUCACUGUGUUCCUCAGCUCCUCGACAAUGAUGUGUUGUGUAAAUAAUUUAUAUCCUUAAGUACUGGACUUACAGGAAUAAACAGCAGCACCUGAACACAGAUAUCAGGUACAAAGCGGAACAUCUCAGUAAACCAUCAAUCCAAUCAAAACAUUGUUUGACCUGUCUCAAUUCUGAUUGGUCAGAAACUGUUGAUUCAUUUUGUCUAACAGCAGCCAGGUCAGUGGUGCAGCUACGAAUCACAGGUUCUUAUUAAUGCACUUGUUCUGAUACAUUUUUAUUUUAUUUCUACAUUAGCAACUUGUAACAAAAGGACUUCAAAUAUGUUUAAGUAAAAAAAAAAUAUUAAAAAGAUAAAAUUGUUGAGAGUUGAUAUAGUUUAGGAGACGUAUAGUAUAUUAUACGUAUAUUAGUAUAGUAUAGGAGACGUUUAUUUAUCAUUUAAGGAAACAGUCUGCAGUGUCAGUGCUUUGUAUCAGAGGUCAGAGGUAAAGCUGUAAAUAUAGGUUUUUCCGUAAUGUAAGUUUUUAUGUAGAAAUAUAGUAUAUAUAUUCUGCCGCUGUGGCAUUUAUAGAUACUCUAACAUCUCUGAAACAAAGCUGAAAUGUCGAAAUGCUAUAGUGACAGAAAUGAUAUAAUUUGUCUCUAUGACUUUUCUGCUCUGUGUCGGAGAUGUCUACAUUUACAAUUACUUUAAAUUUAUUACGUUUAUAACAUACAGAUAUUAGAACAUCUCUAAUAUGAUCGGUCACGAACGGAAUCCCUCCAUGACAUGGUCUCAAAUAUCUUAACAAAGUAAAGUCUUAUUUUACUAGAUUUUAAAAACGCUCCUUUUUUUUUUUUUUUUUGGACAACCAAUCACUAGUAACAGGUUAAGCUCCGCCUCCUCUCUAAGAUAAAAGUUAAUGUAUUUUCCUUGCUCAGAGAUGCUCUAAGUUUAGUCCUGAAUCAAAUUUGCAUAAUUAUCCAUCUUCCAGUCAGUAUAGAUACUGAUUUCCACCUAGUGAUGUACAGUACUUAGAUGAAAUUGGCUUAGUGUGUGAUAACUGACUUUUAUAGUAUAGUUUAUAGUUUUAUAAGUUCUUCGGUUUAAUGCAUUAUGGCCCGUGUGUUACGAUCAUCGGAAACCUUAGACGUCUCAUGCUAGAAAAAAAAACAUCCCACGAUGAGGGACGAGCUGAAAGCUGUUAAAAUGUUCCAGUUCACUCUGAAAAGAGGCCUGUUGCUGAUACCUCUGAGCUGAAUUCAGGAAAGAGACAGACAAAGAACUCCGGUUUCCUCCCCCGGUCCAAAGACAUGCAUGGUAGGUUGAUUGGCAUCUCUGGAAAAUUGUCUGUAGUGUGUGAGUGAAUGAGAGUGUGUGUGUGCCC